Molecule: messenger RNA, 1657 nt
Organism: Aethalodelphis obliquidens (Pacific white-sided dolphin)
Lineage: Eukaryota; Metazoa; Chordata; Mammalia; Artiodactyla; Delphinidae
Product: centrosomal protein of 78 kDa-like
Exons: 9
Coding region: 687-1532 (281 amino acids)
Biological process (GO): cilium organization
Cellular component (GO): centrosome; ciliary basal body
Source: RefSeq, a predicted model, not a curated record
UUGCUUUUGGUUUUGAUCUUCUUUUGAAAUACUGUUUUUCUCUUUUUCCCUUCUCUCCACAUAGGAGGAAAAGAGACGUAGAGUUACAUCCAGAGAACGGGUUGCUGGACCGCUCCCUGCAGAAGAACCGGGAAGAGUAAGACCAGGAACACACGUGGAAGAAGAAGAAAGAGAUGAUAAAGUAAAGUCUGGUCACCCCCAGGGAGCAGAUGGCAGGCAGAUAAGGCAGAGGCAAAUGAACCCAAUUACCGGUCCGCGCGGGACCCAGUUACCGGACUGCCUGACGCCAGCGAUGCCGGUUUUGAAAUAAUGCAAGAAGAAGAAUGCAGGACCUUUACCACUUUGAUCCUGAUUACCACUCCCUGGACUGUGAUGGCCGCCCGAGGGGCUGGGAGGCCAGCCGGGGCUUCCAGGCAUGUGUGGGCAUCGUGUGUGCAGCCAGCAUCCCCGAGGCCUCGCUCGGCUCAUCAUCACUGAGUGAAGGUGCGCCGUGACAGCGCGGCCGACUUUCUUCUGGCGCUGUGAGGACCUGUGUGCAUUGCAGGAUUCGGUGCCUCUGCCCGCCGUGGGCGCCUCCCUGCGGGAGGGCUUGCUGGACUUCAACAGCCACCGCCUGCGCGGGGUGGACAGGGCGCUGCCCCUGAGCACCCUCUGCCCCCGAUCUGUAUCCAGAGCUUCUUCGAGCCAUGGCUUGGCGAGGUUCUGACAGAAAUAAAGUUUCCAGAAGUUGUGUUCCUGCAAUAAGAAAUAAAGAUGUGACCUUCCAGUUGUGUAAAGCUCUUAGACGCUGUGUAAGUGCGUCAGGUGCGCUAAGGAACCUGGAGCUAAGUGGGCUGGUUGUGAGAGAGAGAGACGUAACUAUGUUAACAAAGGAAAACCUGGAGGAGUGCCUAAAGCAGUUAAAGGAGGAAAGAGUAAUAAGACUGAAGACUGAUAAACGAGUCAGUGAGCUGGAACAUGAAAAUGCCCACUUAAGAAAUAUGAAUUUCUCUUUGUCUGAAGCCCUUCAUGCCCACUCAUUGACAAGCAUGAUCCUGGAUGAUGCAGGUGUUUUGGGCAGCAUUGAGAAUUCUUUUCAGAAGUUCCAUGCUUUCUUGGAUCUCCUUAAAGAUGCUGGGCUUGGGCAGCUGGCCACAAUGGCUGGUAUAGAUCAGUCAGAUUUUCAUUUACUAGGUCGUCCCCAGAUGAAUUCUACUGUUAGUAGUCCACGUAAAGAAGAAAAGAAGGCACUUGAAGAAGAAAAAUCAGAAUCAAAACAGGGUGCCCCAGGACAAAUGAAAAAUAUCCAAGUUUCUAUUUGUAUGCAGUCAGCUUACAGUGAAGGAACACUAAUGAAGUUUCAGAAAAUUACAGGUGAUGCUAGGAUUCCUUUGCCUCUCGACUCCUUCCAUGUCCCAGUGUCUACUCAGGAGGCCUUAGAAACUUCCAAAGACAACCUGGGGGUCCCAGUCACAGAGCAGCGGCAGGAGUCUUUUGAAGAGUUCAUUGCUAGAACAUGUUCUCCCUUCAGCAGACAUCAUUUCUGGAACUGAAAGUCAAAGCAAAGAAGAGGAAUUAUCUAGAAAUAGCAGGUCGUCUUCAGAGAGAAUGAGCAAAGCACGUGAAUAUACCAAAAAAUUCUCUGCUAGGAGACAACCUGGGAAGGACCUGCAUUCCU